AUGGACUUGAAUCCCGACAAAUGUUUUGUGAUGACAUUUGCACGUUCUCGGUCAGCUCUUGAGUAUGGUUAUGCUGUUGGAGGUGCCCAUCUGAAGCGAGUGGAGAGUGCAAAGGACCUUGGAAUAAUAAUGGUACCUAAUCUUGACCCUCGGGAGCACUUGCAACAUAUUUCUAAAAAAGCCAACGCUUCCCUUGGAUUUGUCAUAAGAGCCUCACGUGAUGGUCUUUCUGUUCCCUCAUUGAGACAUAUCUUCAUCUCGCUGGUCAGAUCACAUCUGGAGUAUACGUCCGUGGUGUGGGCUCCUUUCCAGAAAAACCAUUGUGACCUACUGGAAAGAAUUCAGAUCAGAUUUUUGAAGGCAGUUGGAGUCCGGCUGGGAUUUAACUAUAGGGAGGUUCCGGUGACAACGCUAAGGGAUGCUCUUGGACUGCCCCUGCUGGAGUCAAGAAGAAGGUAUCUGGACCUGAUGUUUCUGCACAGACUUCUAAAUGGUAGUAUCGACUGCCCCGAUCUCCUCGGCAUGGUGGAUCUGCGUGUUCCAGUCGGAGGCACCAGGUCAAGAGACCUCUUUGGAGAGACACAUCAGCUAACCAGCUACGGCUACCACAGUAUCAUCCCUCGUUUACUGAGACAUGGGAACUCUGUUUCAGCACAGGCCGACUUCUUUGGCUCUUCACCCACUACCUUCAAGGAAAACAUAUUACACUCGUGA
Molecule: messenger RNA, 714 nt
Organism: Homalodisca vitripennis (glassy-winged sharpshooter)
Lineage: Eukaryota; Metazoa; Arthropoda; Insecta; Hemiptera; Cicadellidae
Exons: 1
Coding region: 1-714 (237 amino acids)
Source: RefSeq, a predicted model, not a curated record